AUGGAGUGGGAAGCGCCAACAAAGGUAACCGAAUUACGAUCCUUCUUAGGGCUGGUCAACUGUUAUCGCCGAUUCAUACAGGGCUAUUCAUCAAGGGCAGCACCUCUCACUAACCUGCUUAAGAAGGGUAAGCCGUGGGUAUGGUCCGACGAGUGCCAACGAGCCUUUGACGACCUCAAGGUCGCAAUGAGCCAGGAACCUGUCUUAGCAUUACCUGACUUCACCAAACCCUUCGAGGUUCACACAGAUGCCUCUGACUUUGCUAUUAGGGGAGUACUAAUGCAAGAGCGACACCCUAUAGCGUUCGACAGCCGAAAGAUGAAUGAUACCGAGCGACACUACACGGUGCAAGAGAAGGAGAUGACAACCAUCAUCCACUGCUUGAGGCUGAAAGCUGAACUUGCCGCCAUCAGCAAAGCUGACAGGGAUGUGCUCUCCCGUAUCCGAGAAGGACUCGAACGGGACCCCGUAACCAAGGCUCUAAUGGGCCUUGCUAAGGAAGGGAAAACCCAACGCUUUUCGGUAGAGGACGGUCUUCUCUACACAAAAAGGCGACGUUUGUACGUGCCAAAGUGGGACGGCAUAAGGCGAGACCUCUUGAAGGAAUGCCAUGACACUAAGUGGGCCGGUCACCCGGGCCAACGGAGAACAGUGGCAUUGCUCGAGUCCAUCUAUUUUUGGCCACAACUCAAGGACGAUGUGAAGACAUAUGUCAGAACUUGUCUUGUUUGCCAACAAGAUAAGAUCGAGAACAAGCGCCUGGCGGGACUUCUAGAGCCACUACCUAUACCCGUAGGACCGUGGGACUCUAUCACAUUGAACUUUAUUAGCGCGUUGCCACAGUCUGAGGGAUACGGAUUGAUCAUGGUCGUCAUAGACUGA
Messenger RNA from Striga hermonthica, 882 nucleotides. The record is from the annotation of a GenBank genome assembly. Lineage: Eukaryota; Viridiplantae; Streptophyta; Magnoliopsida; Lamiales; Orobanchaceae.